AUGGCCCCUCCAAGUGAGGAGACCCCCCUGAUCUCUCAGCGCUCCUGCAGCCUCUCAUCCUCAGAGGCUGGUACCCUGCAUGUCCUGCUUCCCCCGAGGGGCCCGGGGCCCCCUGAGAGACUCUCCUUUUCCUUUGGGGAUCACUCGGCGGAGGAACUGUGUGUACGGGCUGCUAAGGCCAGUGGAAUCCUGCCAGUGUACCAUUCCCUCUUUGCCUUGGCCACCGAGGACCUGUCCUGCUGGUUCCCCCCAAGCCACGUGUUCUCUGUGGAGGAUGGGAGCACUCACAUCCUGGUCUACAGGCUCCGCUUUUACUUCCCCAACUGGUUUGGCCUGGAGAAAUGCCACCGCUUUGGGCUCCGCAAGGACUUGGCCAGUGCCAUCCUCGACCUGCCGGUAGUGGAGCACCUCUUUGCCCAGCACCGCAGCGACCUGGUGAAUGGUCACCUCCGGGUGGGGCUGGACCUCAAGGAGCAGGGCGAGUGCCUCAGCCUGGCUGUGCUGGACCUGACUCGCAUGGCGCUUGAGCGGGCCCAGCAACCGGAGGAUCUGCUGAAGACCAUCAGCUACAAGGCCUGCCUGCCGCCCAGCCUGCGCAACUUCAUCCAGGGCCUCAGCUUUGUGACCCGGAGGCGCAUCCGGAGGACCGUGAGCCUGGCUCUGCGCCGCGUGGCUGCCUGCCAAGCGGACCGGCAAUCGCUCAUGGUCAAGUACAUUAUGGACCUGGAGCGGCUGGACCCAUCCGGAGCCGUCGAGACCUUCCACGUGGGCCUUCCGGGGGUCCCCGGGGGUCAGGACCAGCAGGGCCUGCUGAGUGUGGCCGCUGGCAGCGGCAUCUCCUGGAGCCUGGGCGACCACGAGAGUCUGCAGCCCUUCUGUGACUUCCCCGAAAUCGUAGACGUCAGUGUCAAGCAGGCCCAGCGCACGGGUCCAGCUGGGGAGCACCGCAUGGUCACCAUCACCAGGGCGGACAAUCAGAUCCUGGAGACCGAGUUCCCCGGGCUCCUGGCCGCCUUGUCCUUCGUGGCGCUCGUGGACGGCUACUUCCGGCUCACCACCGACUCGCGACACUACUUUUGUAAAGAGGUGGCGCCUCCGAGGCUGCUGGAGGAGGUGGCUGAGCAUUGCCAUGGUCCCAUCACGCUGGAUUUUGCCAUUGACAAGCUCAAGACAAAGGGCUCACUUCCUGGCUCCUACGUCCUCCGCCGGAGCCCCCAAGACUUUGACAGCUUCCUGCUCACUGUCUGUGUUCAGACACCCCUUGGCCCAGAUUACAAAGGUUGCCUCAUCCAGCGAGACCCCACUGGAACUGUCUCCCUGGCUGGUGUGGGGCGGCCCCACAGCAGCCUUCGUGAACUCCUGGCAGCCUGCUGGGAUGGUGGGCUGCAUGUAGAUGGAAUUGCCCUGAACCUCAUCUCCUGCUGCCUCCCUAGACCCAAAGAAAAGUCCAACCUGAUUGUGGUCCGGGGAGGCUGCAAUCUGCCCACGUCAUCCCUUGUUCAGCCCCAAUCCCAAUGCCAGCUGAGCCAGAUGACAUUUCACAAGAUCCCACCAGACAGCCUGGAGUGGCAUGAAAACCUGGGCCACGGGUCCUUCACUAAAAUUUACCGGGGUUGUCGCCAUGAGGCCAUCGAGGGAGAAGUCUGGGAGACUGAGGUGCUGCUCAAGGUGAUGGAUGCCAAGCAUAAGAACUAUAUGGAGUCAUUUCUGGAAGCAGCAAGCUUGAUGAGCCAAGUGUCGUAUCAGCAUCUCGUCUUGCUGCAUGGCGUGUGCAUGGCUGGAGACAGCAUCAUGGUCCAGGAGUUUGUGCACCUGGGGGCACUAGACACAUACCUGCGCAAGCGUGGCCACCUGGUGCCAGCCAGCUGGAAGCUGCAGGUGGUCAAGCAGCUGGCCUACGCGCUGAACUAUUUAGAGGACAAAGGCCUCACUCAUGGCAACGUCUCAGCCCGGAAGGUGCUUCUGGCUCGGGAAGGAGCUGACGGAAGCCCACCCUUCAUCAAGCUGAGUGACCCUGGGGUCAGCCCCAUGGUGCUAAGCCUGGAGAUGCUCACCGACAGGAUCCCCUGGGUGGCCCCUGAGUGUCUCCAGGAGGCCCGGACACUCGGCUUGGAGGCUGACAAGUGGGGUUUUGGUGCCACAGUCUGGGAGGUGUUCAGCGGGGUCCCCAUGCCCAUUAGUGCCCUGGAUCCUGCCAAGAAACUCCAGUUCUAUAAGGACCAGCAGGAGCUGCCAGCCCCCAAGUGGACAGAGCUGGCCCUGAUGAUCCAGCAGUGCAUGGCCUAUGAGCCGGGUCACAGGCCCUCCUUCCGCGCGGUCAUCCGAGACCUCAACAGCCUCAUCACUUCAGAUUACGAGCUCCUCUCGGAUCCCACGCCUAAUGCCUUGGCACCCCGCGAUGGGCUGUGGAAUGGAGUCCAGUUGUAUGUCUGUCAGGACCCCACGAUCUUCGAGGAGAGGCACCUCAAGUACAUCUCACAGCUGGGCAAGGGCAACUUUGGCAGCGUGGAGUUGUGCCGCUAUGACCCACUGGGCGACAACACAGGCGCUCUGGUGGCUGUGAAACAGCUACAGCACAGCGGGCCAGACCAGCAGAGGGACUUCCAGAGGGAGAUUCAGAUUCUUAAAGCCCUUCACAGUGACUUCAUCGUCAAGUAUCGUGGUGUCAGCUAUGGCCCUGGCCGCCAGAGCCUGCGCCUGGUCAUGGAGUACCUGCCCAGCGGCUGCUUGCGUGACUACCUGCAGAGGUACCGCACCCGCCUGGACGCAGGCCGCCUGCUUCUGUACGCCUCGCAGAUCUGCAAGGGCAUGGAAUACCUGGGCCUCUGCCGCUGUGUUCACCGAGACCUGGCGGCCCGCAACAUCCUGGUGGAGAACGAGGCGCACGUCAAGAUCGCCGACUUCGGCCUCGCCAAGCUGCUGCCGCUCGACAAGGACUAUUAUGUGGUCCGCGAGCCAGGCCAGAGCCCCAUUUUCUGGUACGCCCCCGAGUCUCUCUCGGACAACGUCUUCUCGCGCCAGUCCGAUGUCUGGAGCUUUGGGGUUGUCCUGUACGAGCUCUUCACCUACAGCGACCGGAGCUGCAGUCCCUCGUCCGAGUUCAUGCGGAUGAUGGGGUGUGAACGAGAGGCCUCCGUCCUCCACUGCCUCCUGGAGCUGUUGGCCAAGGGCCAGAGGCUGCCCGCACCCAGCGGCUGUCCCUCUGAGGUUCACGAUCUUAUGAAGUUGUGCUGGGCCCCCAGUCCACAGGAGCGGCCGUCUUUCAGCGCCUUGGGCCCUCGGCUGGACUUGCUGUGGAGUGCCACCAGAGGAUCUCCUGCAGACUUCCACUGCUGGCUGCGUGACCUCGGGCCGGGAGCCACCUCUCUGGGCCUCAAAGGAUUCAUGAAUGGUCCCUUUUUCACAGAGACCCCCUCCAACUUUGCAUGUUGGAAGUAUUACUGGCUUGAGGAGUAA
Elephantulus edwardii (Cape elephant shrew) is the source of this 3456-nucleotide messenger RNA. RefSeq names its product Janus kinase 3 (gene JAK3). Gene Ontology annotation, biological process: hemopoiesis; peptidyl-tyrosine phosphorylation; cell differentiation. Gene Ontology annotation, cellular component: cytoskeleton; cytosol; membrane. Lineage: Eukaryota; Metazoa; Chordata; Mammalia; Macroscelidea; Macroscelididae. The transcript is spliced from 24 exons. The record is from RefSeq and is a predicted model, not a curated record. Gene Ontology annotation, molecular function: non-membrane spanning protein tyrosine kinase activity; ATP binding; cytokine receptor binding. Bases 1 to 3456 code for a protein of 1151 amino acids.